CUCGAAGGCGCCUUCGCUCCCAGCUCCAAGGCGCCUUCAGCUGCUUAGAAGGCGCCUCCAGCUACUUAGAAGGCGCCUCCACACCCUCCUACGUGAAGCCUUUGACCAAGGUGCUCAAGGCGCCUUUAGCACUAUGGGAGGCGUUUUGAGCACUGUUCAUCCGAAAUCAAUUUGUGUGUUUCAACUUCUGCAAAACACGUUAGUCCAAAUACACAACGAUACCCUGCGAAACAGAGUUGAUACAAUAAAUAAUAUGGUAAUAAAAUGUUUGAUAGUCUCCAGACUGCCCGAUUUUAAUUUUCGGAUUUCUUGAAAAUCCUAGGUCGAACCAAUAUUUACUGUUUUCUCAACGGGGAAUGUAUCAUCACCUACUCCUCUUAGGAGAAUUAAUCUUUUGCUAGAUCGGUCCUCCAGACUGUAUGGACUUUUGCUCAACGUCUGAGACAUCAAGACUUUCUGUUGGGCGUCCGAUCUUCGAUCCAUCCAGUCUUCCGCCUUGUGUCCACGACCCUCAGGACUUUCACCUAGUGUCUUCGACCCUAGGAUUUUCACCGAGCGUCUUCAAUCCUAGGAUUUCGUCCAACGUCCUCGACCCGCCAAGACUUUGCCCAAUCCCCAGGACCAGGACUUCGUUGUCUAAUCGCAGUUAGGACUUUCCACCUGUAUAACCUCAAUUAGGAUUUUCUUUUACCUAACAUCACUUAGGACUUCCCUGCACACUUAGUUCAAUUUAUUAGAAUAAUAAUAAUCCUUAACUUAUAACACUUUACUAUUAUUAAAAUUUAAAUUUGAUCGUCUGAUGCUUCCUACACUAAGACCCAUCUCUUAAUUUGGAACGUCCUUUUGAUUAUUUUUUUCCAAUGUUUUUUUUUAAAUAAAUAAAUACAAUUUUGAAAAUGUCGAAUUAUUCGGUGCGUAUAAUCGAUCAAAUUUUGAAGGAUCAACGUCGUCAAUCAAUUGAUUAAUACUAGUUGUUAGAUGCCGGCGCCAUCCAACUUCAUCGACGCCGCCCAUCGCUUCCCUCUCCUCUCGCGCCUUCUCCGCACUUCCCGCCUGACGCCCUUGCAGCUCCGGCAGGCCCACGCCUGCAUGCUCAAGACCGGCCUCCACCUCCUCCCCUUCCCCGUCAGCAAGCUCCUCGCCGCCGCAUCCUCCCUCGCCGAACCCGCCUACGCCCGCUCCAUCUUCGACUGCAUCGCCUCCCCCUGCCUUUUCCAUCACACUGCAGUCCUUCGGAGCCUCUCCUCCGCCCCCGGCGCUCGCUCCGUGGUCGACGCCGUCGCCCUCUUCCGCUCCCUCCACGCCUCCCCCGGCCUGGCGCUGAACCAGUUCGCUUUCAUUCCCACCCUCAAGGUUCUCGCCCAAGGCCUCCGCCUCCAGCUCGGGAGGCAGCUCCACGCCCUGGCGCUCAAACUCGGCUUUCUCCUCUACGUCAACGUCAGGAACACCUUGAUCCAUCUCUACUGCCGCUGCGGCCGUGUUUCCGACGACGGACUCUAUCUGUUCGACGAAAUGCCCCUUCGAAAUGACGCCGUCUCCUGGAGCGCGUUGAUGAGUGGAUACCUGCAGCAGUCGGAGCCCGAGAAGGUGGUCGCUUUGUUCCUCGAUAUGCAUCGCUGCUUCUCGGAGAUCAACGCGGCGGCGCUGGUGAACACUUUCUCAGCCUUGGUGGAUUUAUCUUGUUGCUCGGGUGGCGAAACGCUUCACGCCUACUGCGUCAAGUCUAGCUUCGACUCCAACUUGAACGUAGCUACCGCCAUCGCAGACAUGUACGCGAAAUCCAAGCGCAUUGACUCCGCGGCGAAGGUGUUCGACGCAGUGAAGAGAAAAGACUUGGUCUUGUACAAUUGCAUCGUCGCCGGCUACGCCAAAGCCGGAGCCAUCGAAGAAGCCUUCGCGGUAGUCGCAAAGAUGAAGGACGAGGGAAUCAAACCGGCGUCGUCAACAUUCGCCGGUCUGCUCGAAGCCUGCGCGUCGUCCGGCGCACUCAUGGUCGGCCGGCGCAUCCACGAGCGCAUAGAGACCGAGAAGGUGACGCUGGAUGCUGUCCUCGGGACCGCUUUGGUCGAUAUGUACUCGAAGACCGGCUGCCUCGACGAGGCCCUCGAGGUGUUCGCCAAAAUGUCUGAGAGAGACGUCCAAGCCUGGACGGCGAUGAUCAUGGGCCUCGGAGUUAACGGCCGGGCAGAAGAGGCGCUGGAGCUGUUCGGCGAGAUGGAAGCGAGCGGCGCGGAACCCAACGCGGUCACCUUCUUGUCGGUGCUCAGCGCGUGUGGCCAUGGAGGACUGGUGGAGGCAGGGAAGCAAUGCUUGGAGAGAAUGGUGGGGAGAUACGGGCUCGUACCGGGAAAGGAACACUAUGGAUGUUUGAUCGAUCUGUUCGGGCGCGCGGGGAUGUUGGAGGAAGCUUACGAGCUGAUCGAGAGGUUGCCGGUGGUCAGAGGAUGCGCCUUGGCGUGGCAGUCUCUGCUUGCGGGCUGCAGGAUUCAUGGAAACGUGGAGGUUGGAGAAUUGGCGCAGAAGAAUUUGGCGGCGCUGGGCGACGAACACCCGAGCAACGUGAUACUCCUUUCCGGCGCCUACGCGGUGGCAGGGAGACGGGUGGAUGCUACGCUGCUGGAAUCGACGGCAGGGGAGCCGGUGGAGAAAAAGGAAGCUGGGCUCAGCACAAUUGCCAUGGAUUCCUAUUAUUGAAAAGGAAAGUGUUACAAUAUACAUUUUUGAUCAACAUUAAGUGUUAAAAUUAAUUUAUUUAAAUUUAUUUAUUAAAAAUUAAACAAAGUUUAA
Zingiber officinale is the source of this 2787-nucleotide messenger RNA. Its product is annotated as pentatricopeptide repeat-containing protein At1g26900, mitochondrial-like. The record is from RefSeq and is a predicted model, not a curated record. The transcript has a single exon. Gene Ontology annotation, molecular function: RNA binding; protein binding. Gene Ontology annotation, biological process: RNA modification. NCBI's taxonomy places the organism in Eukaryota, Viridiplantae, Streptophyta, Magnoliopsida, Zingiberales, Zingiberaceae. Bases 979 to 2694 code for a protein of 571 amino acids.